AUCAUCAUCAUCAUUACAAAUAUCAUACAUAUAUAUUUAAGAAUACAUUUAAAAUUAAACAUUUGUCAAUCGGUGUUAUUUAAUGUACACGUGUAACAAUAAAUUAAUGAUUAGUAAAACGUCAGUGACAAGGUGUUAGAUAAAAUUUGAAUUUAAAUAAAAUAUUAUGUGCUGACUGAGUUAAUUUAUAAAUAUUAUUAUUUAUUACGUUAAAAUUUUCUACGACAAUAGGUUAUCAUAUGUGACAACAAUGAUGAUGAUUAAGCUAGAAAUAAAACGAUUUAAUUAUUAUCUUUGAUAGUUUUUUAUUUUUUUCUAAUCGUUAAUUUAAGUGAUACUAAUUGUGAUUAUUCGUCUUCGGUAGAAUUUUUUUUAAGAUUUGUAAUUUAAACUUGGGAAAAAAUGAAGCGCAAAACAGAGAAACAGGAUUCGGAAAAUGGUCAGGUGGUGGAACAAAACGUAGCUGAGGAUAGUGAUGUACGUGGUGAUGAAGGAAAUAUCGCAUUGCUCCUUUUUUUAUAUUUAUUACAAGGCAUUCCAUUGGGUCUUUGCAGUGCUAUGCCAAUGAUCCUGCAAAAUAGACAUAUUUCAUAUAAACAACAGGCUGAAUUUAGUUUUGUACAGUGGCCGUUCUCAUUAAAAUUACUAUGGGCACCAGUAGUAGAUGCAAUUUACUCACGUAAAUUUGGACGUCGUAAGACGUGGUUAAUACCUACUCAAUAUGCGAUGGGUAUUUUUAUGCUGUAUUUAUCAGGAUGUGUACAAGACUGGUUAGGAUCAGAUACUGAAUCACCAAAUAUAGGAUUACUUACGGUAUUAUUUUUUACACUUAAUGUACUGGCAGCAACGCAGGAUAUUGCUGUUGAUGGCUGGGCACUGACGAUGUUAAAAAGACAAAACGUAGGAUAUGCAUCAACUUGUAACAGUGUAGGCCAAACGGCAGGAUAUUUUUUGGGUUACGUUUUAUUUAUUGCCUUAGAAUCUCCAACACUUUGUAAUAAUUUUUUACGUUCAGAACCUUCUGAUGUGGGAAUCUUAACGUUACCUGGAUUUUUAUAUUUUUGGGGAUGGAUAUUUAUUGGCGCAACGACGUUAGUUGCUAUAAUGAAACAUGAAGUUGAUGAAAAACACACUAAGAGUGAAGAUUUUUUUACAAAUAUCAAAGAUGCUUAUCACUUACUCUGGUGUACAAUGAAACUACCUUCAAUUAAAACUACAGCAUUAAUUUUACUUACUGCCAAGAUUGGAUUUUCUGCUUGUGAUGCAGUGACGGGACUAAAACUUGUCGAUGCUGGAGUACCAAAAGAAAAAUUAACUUUAAUGGCUGUGCCAUUAAUACCAAUGCAGAUCAUUUUAUCUUGUGUAGUAUCUAAAUAUACCUCAGGACCACGUCCAAUGGACAUUUAUCUGAAAGCAAUGCCAUGGAGACUUGCAUUUGGAUUAGUUGCUACUUUUCUAGUUUGGAUCACACCGUCUUUCGUUACUGAUGGUGAAGUACCACUUUAUUAUGUUAUAAUUAUUGUUAUGCUGUACGCAAUACACCAGGUUGCUGCAACGAGUAUGUUUGUUGCGUCAAUGGCAUUCUUUGCUAAAAUAAGUGAUCCAGCUGUUGGUGGAACUUAUAUGACAUUUUUAAAUACUUUAGCUAAUUUGGGUGGGAAUUGGCCAGCAACAGCAGCACUUUGGUUUGUUGAUACAUUAACUUGGAGAUCAUGCAGUACUAAUGCUGAUAAUGAUUGUAGUACUUCCGUAGAACGUGAGCAAUGUGAAAUUGAUUCCAAAGGUACCUGUCUGACAGUACUCGAUGGUUAUUACAUCGAGAGUAUUUUGUGUGUAAUCGUUGGGUUCUUGUGGUUCAGAUGGGGUAGAAGAAAAAUAGAUUUCCUACAAUUAAGACCAAUGUCCGCUUGGAAAGUGAUACCACAAAAAAGCUAA
Molecule: messenger RNA, 1935 nt
Organism: Microplitis mediator
Lineage: Eukaryota; Metazoa; Arthropoda; Insecta; Hymenoptera; Braconidae
Product: acetyl-coenzyme A transporter 1
Exons: 9
Coding region: 403-1935 (510 amino acids)
Cellular component (GO): membrane
Molecular function (GO): acetyl-CoA transmembrane transporter activity
Source: RefSeq, a predicted model, not a curated record